Molecule: messenger RNA, 19073 nt
Organism: Xyrichtys novacula (pearly razorfish)
Lineage: Eukaryota; Metazoa; Chordata; Actinopteri; Labriformes; Labridae
Source: the annotation of a GenBank genome assembly
GGCCACCGUAGACUACAAUGCUGAGUAAAAAAUCGAAGCAAGUGAUUGAAUAGACUAGCUUAUUUAUUUUGUGUUGAUCUGUCCUUUCUUUACUUCGAAAAAACAAUUGUUCCCGUGAUUGUCCGGGGUUUGUCUGUAUCAGUAUGUCUGUGACAUGCGCACACACAUCCAGCACAAACGACCCACUGACUCAGACCGACUCGCCGCGAGAGCAGAGACCGACUGCCGCGUCAACAGCCGCGGGGAUGUAAAUGAGCCGCCCCGGGCUCAGUGGAGACGGAGGGUGACAGUCCGAGAAUGCAACAACAACAAGCGAGCACACCGUCAGCUACGUCAGCUCACGACUGUACACAGUUACUAGCUCCUAAAUAUAAACCGCAGACCACUGACUGAGUCGUGAUUGUUUACUAUAUUGCAAGAGGAUCGCCAAAGGACGAGGCUUAACAUCUCCCAGCCAGCCAGCCAGCCAGCAUGCCUGCUGCUGCUCAGAGCCUUCAAUCCAGUGGACUGAGCCUGUCUGAAACAAGCAUGGGUAUGUAUUUAUGUGCAAGGUCAGCGUUGCGUCUGCAGCAGUUUUUAUCAAUUAGAUAAUGUGUCAAUUUUGCCAAAAUGCGGGGAUUGUUGAAUCCAGACAAAAUACUGCCAUUUGAUUUUUGUCAGUGUGUCGUUCACUAUCUGUAGCAUCGGUUUUCAGCUCUCAAAGGUAGACAAAAACACUCGUUGCAUCACUGUAUCGUGUUUUUUUCCUCUGCUCCAGGCCGCAGCGCGUCACUGCAGGUGCGGCGACGUUGAGUAACCCCCCAGCACCUCGAGUGUUUGUCUCUGAUGGAUAACAGUCUGACGCUGAUUUUGGCAGGAUGUUUAGCUUCAACCACAGAGGGGAAAAACGCCCCGUUUAUUUAAUGACAGAUCAGCGAAAAUCUGUCUCUGUUUGAGGCUCAGUAUCCGCAGAGCCUCAAACAGGUAUCACGGUCGAGUGAGGCUCCAGAGUUCUUUUGUGAAGUCUCCACGAGUGAGAUCAUCCAUGUCAGGUCUGAACGUCUUAUUCCAAUGAGGCAAAAAGAGAGGUUGUCACUUCACCUAUCAACACUCGAUGCUACACCUGUCUCUGGGUUACAUCUUGCUUACUUAAAAAUACAUUUAUUUUACUUAACCCUUUAAUGCCUUUGAUACAGACUUUUAUAUACAUCUAUCAAAUCAACAAAUGACUAAAAAACACCCGAAUACAGUCAGAUAAAUGAUAAAAGUGUCCUCUUGUAGUUUAUAAGUUUCCAAAAACAUCUAAUGUACCAAAUGAGAUCAAUAAAUAUAGUUGUUAAAUUUUGAGGACGUUUUGAUUUCAGUUUUCAAUUUGAAUUUUCUGGCCAUAAUUUGUGGUUUCAGGCAUUAAAGGGCUACAUAUACUAGUGACGGGCACGGCAGUUCUUUUAGAUGUACUGAAUCACUAGAAUCAGUUCACUAACAAGAUUAGUUCAAAAGAUUCAUUCACUAAAUCACUGAAUCAUGUAGAGCUUGAAGCCUGCGACUUCGACCUCCUGAACUGAUACAUAGCUGAACGUUUCAGGAUUCAGUUCAAUUCAAAGCUUCUGGGAUUGGGAGACGAGAGUGUUUGUUUGUGUUACUUUGGCAAACAGGUUUGUACAAAUGAACUUGUUUAUAAGUCCUGAUGUUUUAAGUGUACUGUCCUAUGGUAUGCUGUUUAUCUGGUCUGCUCGGUUAAUUGGGCUCAGUGAGUGAUUCGUUCACUGAACGUUUAAAAGAAUUCAAACUGAACUUGCUCCGUUCCCUGCUGCGGGUUUAAUGCACUACUUGUUACAUACUGUGUCCUAUUGUAUGCAAGUUGUUGUGGUGGCAAUUUAGCGGUAAAAAAAAAAGGUAGUUCUGUCAGACAAAAAUGAUUCCAGAGAGUGUAGUUCAAUGUGCGAUUCAUUCACCAAGUGAUUCAGGUGUUGGUGCAUGCGGUCCCUCGUUCGCUGACUGCUCGCCUGGCAAUGCUGUUUCUCACUUUAGCUCAACUGAAGUGAGAAACGAACGAAUCACUCGAGGAAGGUUCAGUACAUUCACUCAAAAGAUUCGGUCCUUUUGAAUGACUGGUUGCGAACGACACAACACUAACAAAUACACUGAUUUUAAACACCCGGGCUUCAGUACAGCCAUUAAACUCUGAAUAUUUUUCACAAGAAAUUCACACCAUGAAUGAGCCUGGGUGCAAAUAGGGUGGAGUCAGGUGGCAUUUGGUAAAACAAAACAUUCUUAUUUUUAGAAGCAAAAAUUUGCAAACUGUUUGCUGGCAAUGAUGCCAUGAUGUAAUAGUUUAGUGUGCUGUUUCAGUGAGCAGUUAUGCAGCCUAAUAAUACAGAGUAACAUCUCAAAACGUGAAGACUCUUAUUCUUAAAGCUGCAGUUUUAUAAAAGUUUCUGAAUAAAUAAUAUGACAGGCUGUGUCCUUCACUGUGCUGGCAUCAUGGUGACAACAUUUGACUGAAACCAUAUGCUGCGGCUCCGGCCCAGUGCAGUGAUGAGCAUUGAUGUACUUCGUAUUGAUCUCCAGGUUGGAGCAUCAGUGUUCUGUUGCAGUGACGUCUGCCUGUGGCCACGUAUAAAAACAGAAUAAAGGAGUGACAAAGAUUAUCUUUUGUCGUUGAUAGUGCCGCCGCGAUUUACCUGAAAAUGCUGAAUAGUUGAACAGAAACAUUUAAACACGAGCAAAAGUAGACUGACCAUCCCCUAUCGUGGUUUGGUUUGCUAAAUACUCCUGAUGAAACAAAGACAUUAGACAAAAUGCUGAAGACUGCAUCUACAAUUACGGAAAGCUCUCUGAGAGUCUCUCUCUCUCUCCUUGAUGAAUAUUGUUAGAGAUGAUUCUCACCCAGCACCUCUUCCAUUUGAAGAGAUGCCCUCUGGGAGGAGGCUCAGAUAACUGUUUUAAAUCUAAGUAGUUUAAAGGAGUACAGUCUCAGAGACUAUUUGACUGCGUGUGGGAAAGCCUCUGGCUCUGUCAGGUGCAAUUUGUGUCAAGCGGUUGUGUUUAAAAACUCCAAUUGUAAAAAGUCAGAGAGUGUGAAGAAGUUGUUAAAAUCAGCAAUCGAUGGUUUAUGAAGUAUUUAAAGACUGUAUUUAACUGAAAAUAGUGCAAAGACAAAAUAUAACAUUGAAACAGAAAAAUGUAAUUGUUUUAUGAAAUACAUAUGCUCAUUUAAGCAACAUGUUUUAGAGAACUUAAGAUGCAGACAACAUCCCCUAUUCAGUUAGUUUGCAACAGAUUAGAAAGGCAGCGGUGUACAAAGAACACUCUGUCUCUCUCUGAAGUAAAUAUUACAGGAGGUAAACCCCUAUGUGAGGAAUUAUGAGAGCAAAUAGUUCAACAAUUUAAAAACAACGUGCCUCAGAGUAACAUGGCAAAGAAUCUGAGGAUUUCAUCAUCUACAGUACAUGAUACUAAAAGGUUCAGAGAAUCUAGAAAAAGGGUUUUAUAAAAGGAACAAGGCCCAAAACCAGCUCUGGAUGGCAAUGAUUUCUAGGCCGUUUGGUGUCAAAAACAGGCUUGACUCUGUAGUGGAAUUCACUGUACAGGUUUAAACUCACUUACCAAGAUCUAUCUCCCAAGAACAGGGUAUGUAGAAUUCACAAAUGGACCGGGACAAAGUAGAAAGCUGUCCUGUGGUUUAAUGAUACAAGUUUUGACAUUCUUUUUGGAAAUCAUGAAAUCCACAUUUUACUAUCGAAAGAGGUGAGGGACCACCUGACCUGUUAUCAGCAUCUGUGCUGGUAAAGAGAUACAUAAGUAGCUUACACGUCUGGGAAGGUCCAAUUAAUGCUGAACAAAUACAGGUUUGGUGACAACAUGAGCUACCAUCAAGACACUGCCUAUUUUCAGGGGAGAACUUGUACAUUUCCAAACCAUAUUCUGCAUAAACUCCAACAGCGUUGAUCUGUAAUAUAAAGUCUAUGUGAUAAACUGGCCUGUCUUUAGUCUAGACUUGACAAACAUUGAAAACUGCAUGUAACGAUUUACAUAUUCUGCCCUUUUUAACAUUUCACACAGCAUCCUUUAAUUCAAUUUAAUCUUUGGAUAAAAAGAUAAAAUGCAUUUAAACUCUCAACAGCAAACUUGAGCUGUCAUGGGGGCAGGGGCAAAUCUACACAGGGAGGAGGUUAGCUGAAUGUGAUGGAGUACAGUUCUUCAGCAUUAUGGACACCCUAAGUGGUACUACAUUACCUGUUAAAGGGUACUUUACAUGUUCUUCUCAUGGAGGAGAAAAUACAAGUGGAAGUCUCUGUCAUCAUAAAAACAAAUGUAGAUCACACUGCUUUCAUGUAAUAAUAUCAUUUUUUAGCCUGUUUAUCAUUGUAUGACACUUCUCUUAAAAUAGAUUCAAAACAUCACAGUGUAUAAGUUAGUUUACAUUAUCACAUUAACCCAAUAAUACCACAUCCCUUCUAGUACAUGGCCCGAGUAGAAAGUCCUCAAUGUUAUUAAGAUAUUUUGAACAAUAUUCUGUAGUAUUAUAUCAAUAUUAUAUUUUUUAGUUACAAUGUGAAGUUUGGAUUAAAGGUUGUAAAAACAUCUUGGGGUAUAUUUUAUGCGUAUGAGUUUUGAAGUGAUUCAAUGUGUUUCAUCAGAACUCGGCGACCUGGCAGCGUGAAUCAACAACCUCACAGCUAUCAUUUGUUUUAUUGUGACACUGAUUUUGUUCCGGUUGAGUCAUGUCUACUUCAAAGACUUGAGAAAUUCCACUUUCGGGAAUCAUCCACAUCUUGGUUUCAUUAAUGUGCUAAGAUCCUUCGCCAGAAUCAACAUCUUUAUGCUCGAUGCGAGAGAGAAACUGUCCAGUCACAAGCCUUUUUAGCUACUUCCCACCCCAUCAGUGUCUUUGUUGAUCUCUUUUUUUAUUUCUCAACACUUAACAGGUUACGGCGAGUUACUCUGAUGAGAGCAUUAGCAGUAACUGUUCACUUUGUUUUUGUGUUGUAGGUUCUUUUAAGAGGAGAAAGAGGAAAUCAAUUAUAGUGACGGUGUUGCUGCUCAUCGUUUCCGUGCUCAUCCUCAUCUUCGGCCUGGCAGCAACGACCAGGACGCAGAACAUUACCGUAGGCGGCUACUACCCAGGAGUCAUUGUAAGUGCGCAGUCACACCUUGGAAUUAGUCUGUUCACUGUCAGAGUUAAUGAGUGAAGAGACAUUGUUUGAAGUGAGCUCCUUCUGCUCUGGACUCUGAUGAUCCUCAUUACUGAAGGUCUCUGAGGGGUGAAUUCCCCUCUACAUUCAUUAUUCAGCAUCACUGUCAUUAGAGGCUGAGUGAGGCGAAGUCUCCCAGCCCAUAAAUGCCUUUUUCUUCGGUUUUAUUGGCUUUUAGCAUGCAGCCUUUUUCACUAAACGGCAAUCAGAAAAAACAAACAGUAGAUGAAGUUACAUUUCUGGAGAUCUUUCCUGUUGCUCAAACACAAAAUCCUUCAGAUUUAUCACACAGACCAUCAACAUCAAAUAGAAGUUACUGAAGUUGUCAAAUGAGGAAAUAAAACAUGCUGCUCAUAAAUCUUACAAAUGCAAAAUUACACUAACUAAAGGGAAAUCUAUCACAGAGAUUUAUUGUGAUUUGUAAAAGAGGAGGUAAACAUAAGAUUAAGACAAGCUAAACACUCAAAUUAUAGUAAAUAAACAAGUUUUAUGCUUAUCUUAAAUACGAAUGAUGUUAAGAUUGUGAAAAUAGCUCUCCGGGGAUUCACAGAAACACUUGAUUCAAUCCACUGUGCUAUGAAAUGAAAGCUUUAUUAGAUAAACGCCCUAAAAGCUGUUUUCUCUCCUUUUCAGCUGGGCUUUGGCUCUUUUCUGGGAAUUAUCGGUGCUCAUCUGAUAGAGAACAAGAGGCAGAUGGUAAGAGGAUUUAUGUUACCUCAGUGAAUUGAGAUCACUUUCAUUGCUUGGUGUCUCCUUGUCUCCUCAGUCUCACAGUACAGUCAUUAAACUGCUCUAUCAGUCCCAGUUACCCUCACGACAGCCAGCAGCUUGAUUAUGUUGUUAAUUUGAUAAUAGACACACAGCAAACCUGGCCCUGACUGCAAGGCCCUCCUCUGCCUGAGGAGGUUUGUGUAUCAGAGCAUGUCUCCUGGGCUUCAGAGGCGAUGCAGACAGAAAUAGAAAUGGGGUGUAAGUGAAGGAGGACAGAUGUCCACACAGGAAUGUGGGGAAGGAAACUGCAGAUGAGAGGAGCAGGUGGGGAGUGCCAGGCAGGGGCUGCCAGGACUGAGUGAAGAAUGAGUUUGAACCGUGACACCUUUCACAUCAUGCGGUACAGUCUGACUGUCUGUCAUCCUGGUCAGAGAGAGUGUGUACAGUAUCUGUCUGUAUGUGGACACCAAAGCCAAGCUAUGACAGGUCAAACCACGCUGCCCCUGAUUUGUUAUACACUAUAAAAUAUUAUUGCGGGGAUGAUGUGUUGAGAUUAUUGAUGGUUCUGGGAGCCAUCAUCCUUGUUUUAUCAAAUUUUCUUGAGAAUGAGAUAAGUCAUGAGAAAAUUGCUGAUUUAUAAUAUGCUUAAGUCAGUGAAUCCAGGGAAUUAUAACUGAUAGAAAACAUCUGUGGUUCCAGUGAUCAUUCGGAGCAGAGAUCAGCAGCUAGCUGUGCAAGGAGACCCACAUUUACAAAUGGAUUACAGCCACUAUGGUAUGAAGUAUAAAUAUUGUCCAAGUAUGUGUUGUUGACACUCUUGACUCCAUGUUUUAUACAGGGGUGUGUCCAGAGCGGUGUCCAGGGCAGCAUUCAUUGCAUUACAAUCGUUGCACUUUUACUUUUGCCAGUACUUUGAAAUUUGAGCCCAGAAAGACUGAAGCCUGGACAGCUCACAACCCAAAUUCCAACACGAGUUGGAACAUUGUGUAACCUGUAAAAAAAAAGCUGAUAUGGGUGGUUUGGGAAUCUUUUAAACCAUAAAUUUUGAUUGAAAAUGUGAAAAAGAUAACUCAAAAGUUAAAAACUGGAACAUUUAUUGUUUUGGAUAGAUGUUCACUCAUUUAGGAUUCUACUUUUUUCAACUUGGCUAAAAAAGUAGAAGCAGAGACUUGUUCACUGUUGUGUUGCAUCGCCUCUUCUUCACACAACACUGUAAAUGUUAGUGAAAUGAGAAGGCCAACAGUUGUCUGGGUUUUAAUAGUGAAAUGUCAUCUCUUUCUUGUCCAAUAAAGGAUUCUGGCAGGAAAUCGAGGUCUCCUUUGUUGUAUGUUUUGUGCAGUGAUGUGCCAGAAUUUUUCAAAGGGUGACAAAUCAGGACUGGAGGUGAGCCAGUUUGGCAACUAGUGCUCUUCUACUGAGCUACACUGCUGGAGUACAUACUGAAUGAGGUUUGAUUUUGUAAUUCAGAAAUAUGCAAGAUGUUCCCUGAAAAAGGCAUUAUCUGGAUGGCAGCAUUUUAUUUUGUUGGUGUAUCAUUGAGCAUUAUUGGGGCUUUUCCAAGUGCCUAAGCUGUGUACUUCUGCAUCCCCAGAACAGCAGGUGUGCUGGCAACAAGCUGAGUGGUCCCUCUACUCUCUUGUACAGAGGAUGUCCAUGAUUUCAAAUCAAAUUUUGAUUUGUCAAACGAUGUUUGUGUUUAAUAUAUAUUACAGGUUAUUAUUAUUAUUAUUAUUAUUAUUAUUAUUACACACAGAGGCCGAAGCCCUCAACCCAGCUGCUGAUAGUUCAACCUCCCGUGGCCCUUUGCUAAAUGUCAUCCCCUUCUUUCUUUUUCCCUCAUGUCCGUCUUUCUCUCUUUGAUUGUCCUGAUUAUCCGAGAGCAAAAUUAUCCCUCCUCACCUUAUUUUUAUUUUAUAUUUAACCUUUAUUUAACCAGAGAAGUCCCGUUGAGAUCAGGAUCUCUUUUACAAGGAUGACCUCGCCAAGAGGUCAGCAGCACACGCCAUGAUAAAUACAAAUUCACAUUAAGGUAAUAAAUCACAGACUUAAUGAAACUAAAAAAGCAUUACUUUCUCUCAUAAUGGACACAAAAGAAUGAUAGUUUAUUCUGGUUUGAAAAAUCUACAAAACUGGCCUCUACUUCAAAUAAUUUGAUUGACGGAAAGACUUUAAUUCUGUCAGGAGGAGCAGCUUCUUCUGUCAGGUCAGGUCACACAGUCUGUCAGGUGAAUAGAUGUGUGGCUCAUUUUGUCAGGAAGUUUAACAGUGAAUCAUUUGUAAUGACUAUUACUAUGUCAGCCAGAUCUUGAGCAUAUGAAAUUCUCAUAUGCUGCUGAAUGUAUUUAUGCAUCACACACAACUUGGUCCUGUCAUAAAUCUUUAUUAUCACUUGCUGCUGAAUCUGUUGCAUCGCUCCCCCCUGAGUGCCGGGGUGGCUGCGGACUGGGUGGGUGAUUUGUAACUAAACCCAGGCAGGCUUUCAGGGGUGAAAGGAGGAGAGCGGGGCGAGUUAAGGGUGUCAGUACCUAUAAAGAGCUGGGCGACGUGCCAGCCGUGAACACCACCGGGGCUAGGUGGCAACCACAGCGCACAGUCAUUGUUCUCCUUUACUCAGCCCCCCUUUCAUCCAGAGGUGUUUACACCCAGAGAGGCAGGGUGAUCCACAUUAGAGCUGAAAAUGAAACCGAGCGCUGAAGCAUUAAGCUGAUAGUCUCCAUCAAAAGAAAUGAAGCUGAUGUUUUCCUUCACAGUUGGUGGCGUCUAUUGUCUUCAUCAGUUUUGGAGUGGUGGCUGCCUUCUGCUGUGCUAUUGUUGACGGAGUCUUUGCUGCAAGGCACAUUGUAAGUAUCACCACAGCCUCUAUUCAUUCAAGUAGGCUACUAAAUUAUGAAUCCCUUAACACUUAUGCACAGACUUAUAACAAGGUUAUUAAUCAAUGCCGUAGCCAUUAAAGCUUGUUAGACUCUGCACUACAGUAUAUAUUUAACGUGUGCCCUCCUGCAAGGACAUGGCUCACAUAUGGUGGGCUAUAACUGCGCUAUAACAGCUGCACCCUCCACAGCAGGAUAAAUAUAUUUUGUGGCGAAGGGAGAUUGUUCUCCAUUAGGGAAAGUACACAAACAAUAAAUAACCUCUAAUGCACUCUUAAAACAAUUAUACUGCAAUAAGUUAUGGCUGGAUGAAAACGGAGGCUGGCUUCUCAUUUGCUUGUGGUGACAGUGGAGAGGAAAAUGGAAAAUUUCUCAGCAAACACUAUUUUGUACGGUAAAGCUCAGAGACACAUAGUUGAGUAUAAGAGCAGCAGAAUAGCAAAGCCGUGCAGGGAAAUGAAUAGAUCCUGGGAUUGUUCUGUUUGGUUUGUUUGACAGUUCAUUUAUCUACAUAUUGUAACUGUGUGUGAAAUGAGCAGAGUGACUUUAAUCAUAAAAAAUCAUUAGAAAGUAUCUGUAAUCUGGAACUAUUAAAGGGAUAUUUCGACGUAAAAUUAAUUUAGGGUCAAACACACCGUAACACCAAGUUAGACACCCCCUCGAGAGAUGAAUGUUGCCGACCGCUUGCUUCUCCAGUUAUAUCAACUUUACUAAUGACCGCACAAUAGCAAUACAGAGAGCCAGGCGCUCAAACAAAACGCGGCUCUAUGGCCACAAAUAAUGCUCAGAACAGCACCUAACUUCAUCAACAGUACAUAUAGGGUCCCAGUCACAGCACUAGCCACCAAACAUCUUUUAACUUUGCCUAAUUUAUUUAGCAAAGAGACUAAACACAACUCACCUACUCUCUUCCAGCAGCCCUUUGUUUGUAGAAAAACUUUUGAGCGAGUCCAUCAACUACAGCGGGAUGAUGCAGCUCAAGGAAGAACAUUUAUGGUCAUUUCCUCAUGAAAAUGCAAUCAGACCGAGAUGUUAAGGCAGAAGAACUACCACGUCUGCAGUGCGAAAUGAUUAAUAUAAUGAUUAUUACUUCAAGAUAAUGAAAAAGAAACGAUCAUAAAUGUUCUUCCUUGAGCUGCGCCCCCCCUCGUAGUCGAUGGACUUGCCCGAAGGUCUCACUACAAACAAGCGGCUGCUGGAAGAGAAUGGGUGAGUUGUGUUCAGUCUCUUUGCUAAAGUAAUCAGGCAAAGCUAAAAAGAUUUUUGGUGGCUAGUGCUGUGGCUGGGACCCUAUCUGUACUGUUGAUGAAGUUAGGUGCUGUUCUGAGCAUUAUUUGUGGCUAUAGAGUGGCGUUUUGGUUGAGCACAUGGCUCUCUGUUUUGCUAUCGUGCGGUCCUUACUAAAGUUGGUAUAACUAGAGAAGCAAGCGGUCGGCAACAUUCAUCUCUCUACGGGGUGUCUAACUCGGUGUUACAGUGUGUUUGACCCUAACUUAAUUUUACGCCAGAUUAUCCCUUUUAACAUAAGCAAUACAAUUAAAUAUGCACUCUCUUAGGUUUGACAGAUUGAGUCUGGAAUGAUUUUUACUGUAGACAUAUUAAUUCCAUUGCAGGACCUCAGACCUCUAUAUGCCGGCCGCUGUGACUACCACUCCAGUGAGACCUCAUCUGAACGUGAUGUAAGCAACAACACAUUUUUGUCUGUACAUGAAAAUAAAAAGCUGGGCUGUUCAUCAGCACAGUUUGAGAGCCGAGCCUAAAGUAAAGAGACUAUAAAAUGAAUUUUGCCCACCAGGUGCCCUGUCACACAUCAUCACGUUCGCCCUGCAACCUGCGAGUGAAGAGCAACACCUGCUACUGCUGUGACCUGUACAACUGCGGGAAGUGAGUACGCUGACGUCCAUCUGACAGUCCUUCCUGCUUUGCUGUGUCGCUUUGACUGUGUGGGAUUUUUUGAUGCUUACCUUGUGUCAUUUUUUGGAAGAGUUUUUUUGCACUGCAACAUUGAUUGUAUUAGAAGAAGAAUGUUUCUUUUCUUUUGACCUUUGUUUCAGAGAUCAUCCUCUUAUGGGACUUCAGAAUAAAGAUGUUUUGAAAAAGUUUAGGAAAUCAUCCAUGAUUUGGAAGUAGGUUCCUUUUUUCUAGAGCAUUUUUGGCUAUGAAUGACUGACUUUUUUGGAUAAGUGUUGACUGAACACGAGUAAUCACGUUAUUAUGAUUUCACCCUUUGUGCCAUUUCCCUUGCAUGUAAUAUGUGUUUGACCAAGCACCACCUACUUAUGUUGUCCUUGUCUCUUGAUUUGAAUCACAACUAUCCAUCUUGGACAGAUGUAGAUUCAUAAAUCUGCAUAGAUCAUAUUAUGUUCUUCAUUGUCUCCUGCAUAUAAAUACUCAGCAGCGUUUUUAGUGACAUUUGUGGCUUGACUGUAGGCUGUCUCCCUCUCUUAUCCACCCACUGGGCUAGCCGAGUCGAGGUGAUCGGAGGCUACCAUGAGUACACGGACGUGAGGAGCUGCCAGGACGUGGUGCACCUCUAUCACCUCUUAUGGUCCGCGACCAUCCUCAACAUUGUGGCGCUCUUCUUGGGCAUCAUUACUGCCGCAGUUCUGGGAGGCUUCAAAGACAUGGUAGCUGAAGUGAAUGUGGAAAAGACAGCACCUCAAACACCUCAAAGCAUGAUGGUCUUCAAAAAGUGUUUCUCUUCUUAUUCCUAAAUACCUUCACCAAAACGACUACACACUCUGUGAAAACAGGACAGACGUUAGAAGUAAAACUCAAUGAAUCUUAAUCUUUUCUGUUUAGGACAUACUUGAUGUUAGUUUAUGAUCUGUACAUUUGUCUGAACAUUUAAAGUAGAUAAUGUGGAUUAAAACAGCUGUCAUUUUUGUUUAAAUCACCCUUUGGUCACUUUUAAUCAAAAAUCUAUGAUUUUACUUUAUUUAUAUUGGUUUAAACCUUAAAAUUUAAAUAUGAUCUUUGACAGUCUUCAAUUCAUCUGUAAAAACUAGCUCCUUAGUAUAUCUCCUCUGUAUUAUUAGAAACUGAUCAAUAUGCUUCAUUUCCUCUCCAGACUCCCUCUGCUGCCUCAGAAAGCUCAUCUGAACCCGAGGCCAUCAUGGCUCCUGUCCCCUCUGAGCCUCCUCCACCUACAACCUCCCUCAACUCUUAUUACGACACUGCCCCCUGCCUGCCACCCUACUCUGCCUAUGACAUGCAGGUACAUUUAAACCUGCAGCGCUGUGUGAUAUGAGCAGAGGGUGACUUUAACCAUUAAAAAUCAUGAGACAGUAUCUGUAAUUUGGAACUAUUAAAGGGAUAUUCUGGCGUAAAAUUAAUUUAGGGUCAAACACACGGCAACACUGAGUUAGACACCCCCUCGAGAGAUGAAUGUUGCUGACCGCUUGCUUCUCUAGUUAUACCAACUUUAGUAACGACCGCACAAUAGCAAUACAGAGAAGCAAGUGCUCAACCAAAACGCGGCUCUAUAGCCACAAAUAAUGCUCAGAACAGCACCUAACUUCAUCAACAGUACAUAUAGGGUCCUAGCCAUAGUACUAGCCACCACACAUCAUUUUGACUUUACCUGAUUUCUUAAGCAAAGACACUAAACACAACUCACCUACUCUCUUCCAGCAGCCGCUUGUUUGUAGCGAGACCUCAGGGCCAUUAUUACUACAAAAAAAUUAUAAUGAUCGUAAAUGAUCUUCCUUGAGCUGCGUCACCCCGCAGCAGGUGAGUUGUGUUUAGUCUCUUUGCUAAAGAAAUUAGGAAAACUAAAAAGAUGUUUGGUGGCUAGUACUAUGGCUGGGACCCUAUAUGUACUGUUGAUGAAGUUAGGUGCUGUUCUGAGCAUUAUUUGUUGCUAUAGAGUGGCGUUUUGGUUGAGGCUUUUGUAAACCCCCCUGACCAUUGUGUAUUGCUAUUGUGCGGUCGUUACUAAAGUCGGUCUGCAACAUUCAUCUCUCCAAGGUGUGUCUAACUCUGUGUUUUGGUGUGUUUGACCCUAACUUAAUUUUACGCCAGAGUAUCCCUUUAAAGUCUUGUAUUUUUGUAUUUGUUUGCUCCACAGCUACCAGUUGCAUUCUGAGAAAAAUAACUCAAUUGAGUAUUUAGUAACAUCCAGCACAUUUGUAGUCACAAAACUCAUAAAGCUGCUCUUCUAAAAAGGCUUGUUCUGUCCUGCAGGGCUCCUACAUGUUUCCCGACUCCUCAGGUCUGUCAGAUGACUCCCAGUCUGGAGCGAGUCACCUGUGGCCCACUAUGAUCCCUCCACGCUACUCUCCUCCACACAACCAUCCUGAUGAAAAGCCCCCACCAUACAGCCCCUAACAUGACUUCUGUCACCAUCACAGAGGACAGAGUAGAAGGAUGGUGGUGGUGGUGAUGUUGGGGAGGAGAAGGAGGAGGAACACGGACACAGAGCACGCCAACUUUGAGUUGAGCACAAAAGAAGUGUUUGUCGAGCACGAGUCAGACUCAUACCUGCACGUUGCCCGUGUGUGAUGUGUAAAUCCACGUCAAGAGAGAGUGAGGCAGCAGGUUCACAGACAGGACUGUUUACACAUCUAACUGCCUUAAUGCAAAACAGACUUUCAGCGCUGCAGCUCACGGUCAGCUGGACUUACUCUGUACAUGGUGAAAAACUCUCACAGUUCGGGCUUUUUGUUACCCCACGUAUUGUAGAUUCCACUGGCUGCAGGUGGCACAGGUAAUAAUAACAUCCUCAUUGUUUCUCCUUGGAGAUCUGGACGGACUCAUUAGCAGAUCCUUUCACAGAGUUAAAUGAGCGCUUUCUGAAUCUGAAUCAGCUUGAAAAUUCAGCACUGUAAAGAUGUCGGCUCAAGCAGUUGUUCCUUCAGCGGUAAAUCGUGUCACUGUGCAGUAUAACACAGCAACGUUAGCAGCAACGGAGCUCCUAGAUGAUCAUAAUGUAUGUACAGCAGUAAGAUAUACAGAUGCUCUUUCAACAGUUAAGCCUAUGGUAUACAAACAGAUCAUGGUAUCUAUUUAUCAACUCUUCACUUUAUGUUCAGACAUAUCUUAAUCUGUGUUUGGUGAACUUUGCAGAGCAAUGUUUAUAUAAAAAAAAAAAAAACAAAGUUAUCCAGCCUUAGAAGCUAAGUCAGGACUGUUAACAGUUACUCUACAAACACUAUUUAUUGUAUUUUCACAGAGCUGCAAUUCAGGCAAAAAUAUACCGUCUCUCUCUUUGUAAAGUCAUGUCUUAUCUAGGAGCUGAAUGUGUUGUAGUUAGUAAAAGUGAUUGUGAAGUCAGUGCUGGAUUCACUGACAUGGAGAAGAGGGGAUCAUAGCGUUUAAAAAGUAAGAACCAACUGAGGGUAAGUGAAAAUGAAAGUAACCCCCUUCAGCUUUUAUCACUGCUUUUAUAAUUUCAACAUGUCCUCAGGGGCUGAUUGUCAGCUCCUUUUUGUUUUGCCAUUAAAACAUGUUUUGUGUAAUUGAAAUGGGAUUUGCUGCUCUUCAAUCCAGCCUCGAGUGUGGCUCUGCGAAUGUUGAGCCGAAAUAUCUCAACUGAGAGGAAAGAGGCGUUAAUUUCCAAAAAUGUUAACAAAUCAAUGAACCCUAGAGAUUUUGUUGAUCCCUGUUAUUUAAGACUGAAGACUAAAGACUGGUGAGGUUGGGAUUGUGCAAAAAACUUUGGCGCCAUCUUCUGUUUUAACUCUAAACCUAAAAAAAACUAUGAAUUGCAAUGUAAUGCUAGCGUGAGUAUGUAUUGUCUUGUUUCUCUCAACUACACCUGAGGCUUGUUUGGCUCAUGUAAGAAUUGCAAGGGAUGUGAUUUAGAUUGAAAUGAAAAUCAAAAUCAUUGCUACAUAAAAGAACUGAAGAUUGUUAAUAAAUUAUACUUUUACUAUCAGGGAAUCAUUAUAGAAAACAAGCAUAAAAAAACGAGAUUUCGUACAAUGAAAUGGCAUCAAAACUGAUUAUUUAAAUAUUUCUACAGCUACAAACAUCGUAAAUUCACCUGACAAUAAAAUAGUGAGAAAUCAACCCAAAGAAACACUGUACAUCACACUCCAUUGUUUACCUGUUAUUUAAAAAACAACCUGUAUGAUUUUAUUGACUGAUGACAGCAUGAAUCCAUGUUAUCACACAUGAUUGUUCAAUCAGACUCAUCACUCACUACAGUUUGACAACAAUGAAAAAACAAAGUGUAAAGAAACAUUUUUUACAAAGUCUUCUGUCUGCUCCGAAGCUAAGUGCUAGAUGAACCCAGUGUGGUUACCCCCGCUUAUAUCAAUUCUAUCAUCACAAUUAUGAGCAAAAUCCUGACUAUGUUAGGUCGGCAGGUUUUACAACCAACAUGAUUAAAAAUGCAGCAAACAGACAUGAGAAUGCGCAGGUGUGUUAAACUGACACUAAGGUUACUUCCUGGACAAAAAGAGUUCUCCAAACCAAUGUGGAAUGAAAUAAUCCAUGAACAAAUUUCUAACAAAAUAUAUUUAAAAUAACAUUCAAACUUUCCUUUGAACAGAAAUAAAUUUUAAAUAGUCUCAAACAUAAAACACUGGAAUGAUCAGAUUUUAUUACAGACUUUCAUCAACAUUAUUUCAUCUUGGGGGCACAUGCUGUGAGUUAUGCAAAAUAUUUAAAUUACAGAUGCAUUUGAAAGAAGAGGUGUCACCUGGUGACACAGAAAACCAACUUAUAUAGGCGACCCUGUUUCUAUUUUACCACACAGAGCCCAGGGGGUCUCUUAUUUCCAUUGACUGAUUCUGGAGAGAUGACCUGGUGGUGAAACAGCACAGCUCCUUCAGUGCAACACUUAAAUCUUUCUUCAUUAGAUACCAGACUAUUUUUGCAAUGUUCUGUUUAUAAACCACUUCUGCAUGAAUAAUAUUUCUUGCUAAUGCACCGAUCAUUAAUGAUUAAACAAAGAUCGAGGCGAUUUCACAAGCAGAGUGAGAACUAUUUAAAGUGACCUGCCACUUUUUGUCCUCUUCCUUCCUCGGAUCAAAGCGGUAAUCUGUGACUAUUUCGAGCGUUCACUUUUUGUUUAGCUGCACCCCUGGCUGGCAGGUUUGAGUUCACAUUUCAUCACCUCGAACUGUGCGGCUCUACUGUUAGCCCAGUAUAAACUCACACCCUAAAAAGAGCAGUACACUACGAAUUUCUUGGUCUUUUCAUGAAAAGCUGAUUCAGGUCAUUAGUUGAGAGGACUGUCAGUCAACUUAAAAUUGACAGUUCAUUUCUUGGACCUUUUUCUCUGGUUCUUACUUUGUAUGUGGAGCACUACAUGAGCGGAUGCAUGACAGGCUGAGUCUCAACAUGAAUGUUUGUUUUUAAAGACUCUUUGGCGUUCAUUCCCAUUUUCUUUAAGGGGAUAUUCCAGCGUAAAAUUAAUUUAGGGUCACAAACACCGCAACACCGAGUUAUACACCCCCUUGAAGGAUGAAUUUUGCUGACUGCUUGCUUCUCUAGUUAUACCAACUUUAGUAACGAAGGCACGAUAGCAAUACACAGCGGUCUGAGGAGCCAUGUUCUACCUUGAGCUGCGUCACCCCACUGUAGUCUGCAAUGGACUGGCCUGAGGUCUCGCUACAAACAAGCGGCUGCUGGAAGAGAGUAGGUGAGUUGUGUUUAGUCUCUUGGCUAAAGAAAUCAGGCAAAGUUAACAAGACGUUUGGUGACUAGUACUGUGGUUGGGACCCUAUAUGUACUGUUGAUGAAGUUAGGUGCUGUUCUGAACUUUAUUUGUGGCUAUAGAGUGGCGUUUUGGUUGAGGUUUGUUUGUGGCUCCUCAAACCGUUGUGUAUUGCUAUCCUGCAGUCGUUACUCAAGCUGGUAUAACUAGAAAAGCAAGCAGUUGGCAACAUUCAUCUCUGGAGGGUGUGUCUAACUUGUUGUUCCAGUGUGUUUGACAGUAAAUUAAUUUUACGCCGGAAUAUCCCUUUAAUUAAUCUGCAGAGGCUUCAUUCUCUCAAACUUGUAAAAAUAUUAACUAUGCAGAUUCAUUUUCAAAACGGUCUCUCUGCUGUUCUUCAAGUGAACUUUGGCUUCCAAGAGCCCUUUAUUUACCGAAAGCCCUCAUUCAUUCUGAUGGAGUUAUAAAUGAAGGGAACAAGACCUGACAUCCAACUUAAUUUGAAUAUAAACAUUUUGAGAUCCGACAUCUUUGCUGCUUAUUCCAGUCAGGUAAACCUGCUUCUUGUAGAGACUGCUAUAGGACUGUGGUGCUGGGUUAAACAGAGAAAAAGAGAAAUGAAGAGUUGAAGUUUAGUUUAGAAAAGUCAUUUCCUAUGAGACUUACCAAAAUCUGAGUUAGGUACUCCCCUACAUAUGCUGCUGAACUCUGAGACUACCUGAUGCUGACACAAAAAAAAAGGACCAUCAUCCAUGUUGAACCAAACAGUAAUGGAGGGAGGGGCACCUAAAAGGCACAGGUACCAGAGUGCAGGUGAAGCUCAGUAGGUCUCUGGUAUAACAAAGUCAAACUCUGUUGUUCCAUGCGGUGGAGUGUUCAUGGUCGACUCCGGUCUGAUCUUAGCAUCAGGUUCCACAAAGAUGUCGUCCCAGUUCAACAUCCUGGUCUGUGUCGAGGACUGCAUGUUUUCGCUGACGCUGGAUAUGUGAUGCACACUUCCAUCCUCAGAUAUGACAGGAACCCCCUCCCCUUCAGUAGUCCACGAGUAUGACCUCAUCUGCACCGUUUUACACGGAAGCAGUCUGUAUAAGUUGUUGUCCUUGUCAUCCCUCUCCUUCCUCCCACUGGGGUCCUGGUCGUGGAUUUGCUUGCAGUGGGUGGACAGUAAUUGGUAGUUAAUGAACGUUUGAUUGCACACCAAGCACUGGUACCGCCUCUCUCCUGUGUGGUGGAUUUCAUGUUUAGUUCUGUACUCCGCUAAGGCAAAGACCUUGGUGCAGUAGCGGCAUGGGUACUUUUUCUCCCACGAAUGGGUGUUGAAGUGACGACGUAGACUUGUCAGACACACGUAGGGGCGUUUGCAAACAAUGCACACAUAGAAAGUCUUCCCAUCCAUGAUUAGCUCGUAGUGAUCCUCAAGCUCGGUCUUGGUCCUCUUUCUGUUUGGGCUGGUUGGUGUUGUUUUAUCUAACUGUUUUAAAGGCGUCUGCAUCGGGAUCCUCUUUCCUUUAUUCGCUUUGGAGCCUCCUUCCCCUGGAUCUUCUUUGACCGGGACAAUGUCAUAUGUGUCUUCCCCGAUAUUAGCAUACACUUUACAGCCUGAUGAAAUCGACUCAAUCUCUGUACCUGUGUUGAGCGUCACUGUUUUCUUGGCUGUUAUACCCGACUUAGGAAUGUCUACUUGAUUCAUGGUGCUAUCAGACACAUCCAGGAGCCUAAUUUUGAAAUCUCCCUGCUGAGAUGAAGUAGCAACAUGCUUCUUGUGGACUCCCAUUAUAUCAUUAUUUUCAGAAGACGCACUGGAGGCACUGGAGGGCUCGGGGAUGACACUGCUCGACUUGGCUGGUGUUGCAGGAGAACUUGCUGAGGAAACUCUGGCAGGGGCAGGAGAGUGAUUUGAGCUGCUGUCUGGACUAAGCACAGGACUGCUGUUUGGCAAACUCUGGGUUGGACAACUGACACUCGGAGGCUUUGCAGAAUACGUUUUCAAAGAGGGUUUGGUUUUCUCUUUCUGUUUUGACCCUGAAUCAUUAGAGUCCUUAUUUUGCUCUGAUGCUACAUUUUCUGAAUCACCUGAAUCUACAUCGAUAACCUCAUCAGAGGUGGCUUUCAGAUUUGAUGCUCUGGUUUGAGCAUCUGUUUUAGAGACAAACAUCACAUCAUUGUCCGAGUCAUCAUCAUCAUUGCCUGCAGACUUGCUGGUCUGAUUGAACUCCUCUGCGGAUAUUGAGAAAGACUCUGUGAUAAUCGGCAUCAGCUCUGCAGCUGUGUCAUUUUUGUUUUCAGUAUCUUUGGACAAACCGGGCAGACCCUUCACUUGUGAUAAUGGGGAUGCCAAGUUUGCAAUAAACUUGACCCCUAGUAUCUGUCCAGCAUUGAUGAGCUCCUCAAGCAUGUCAGAGCGUACACGGCUUAUCUUAGAGCUGUAAAUGUAAUUGAGAAUCUCCUCGAAGAUUUCCGCUCUGAUGAAGUUUAACUCAAUCACUUGUCCGGCGACAGUGAAGAGCUGGUGGAAAUACGUGCUUGACGCUGACAGGAUUGUUUUGUGUGCUCUGAACUUCUUGUCCUGUAUGAUAAUGGUGACGUCGCAAAAUAAGCCAUGAUUCCUUUGCUCGUUCAUUGAUUUCAGCACAGCUGAUGAGUACUGUGUGUCGGUUGCAGAUAUCAGCUUUAGACUUGGCAUGUCUGUAAAUGGGUAAUGAAAGCAAA